CAGGGACAGUUCAGGACACGGGUAGUCUGUGCGCACACUAGGGGCAGUUCAGGGCUUCUAGGGACACUCACGGUAGGCGUCUUGCAGAUGCUCAGCAGCAGGCAGCUUCCAGGGGGGGGUAGGCGACUUGCAGACACUCAGCAGCAGGCGGCUUCCAGGGAGGCAGCUUCCAGGGACCCUCAGCAAUGGACAUCGGCCCUCACAGCGGCCAGCUUCUCCAGGGGCCCAGCGAUCAGCAGGCAGGGGCCCUCACAGCAGCCAGCUUCUCCAGGGGCCUAGCUAUCAACAGGCAGGGGCCCUCACAGUGGCCAGCUUCUCCAGGGGCCCAGUGA
Staurois parvus is the source of this 332-nucleotide messenger RNA. NCBI's taxonomy places the organism in Eukaryota, Metazoa, Chordata, Amphibia, Anura, Ranidae. The record is from the annotation of a GenBank genome assembly.